Molecule: messenger RNA, 1047 nt
Organism: Exophiala aquamarina CBS 119918
Lineage: Eukaryota; Fungi; Ascomycota; Eurotiomycetes; Chaetothyriales; Herpotrichiellaceae
Exons: 1
Coding region: 1-1047 (348 amino acids)
Source: RefSeq, a predicted model, not a curated record
AUGGUUCUUCGACCUGCACCUCGAUAUAUACUAUUCACUAUCGUUUUGGUAGUUUGUGUUCUGGUUUCUUGCCAUUCAUUCGGGAGGCACUACUCUCCCGGUCCUCUGAGUACCCCUUCGUCCGUGGGGCGACCUGCUCAUGUACAUCCGGUCGAACUCGUACAUGAUCAUGAGUACCGCGACACAUGCACCUUCACUGAUUCGGAAGAGGACUUCCUGAUCGUUGUCAAGACCGGGGCCAAUGAGAUUCACGAUAAACUUCCCACCCAACUUUUGACCGGGCUCCGCUGCUAUCACGACAUUCUUAUCUUCUCCGAUCUCGAAGAGAAUAUCGGCCCAUUUAACGUCCACGACGCGCUGAAAAACGUUUCCAGCGCGAUCCAAGCUCGGAGCCCCGAAUUCGAGUAUUAUCGUCAAUUGAGAGACUACCGGGAAAAUAAUCUGGACAUUAGUAGCCUGAGGGGGAAGAGCCACUCGGCGGCUUGGAAGUUGGACAAGUUUAAGUUCAUUCCGAUGUUGGAAGAAACAUGGAAGAUGCGACCUCAUCGAAAGUGGUACAUCUUCAUCGAGGCCGAUACUUACCUGGUCCGCACGAACCUGUUGCUUUGGUUAGCGCGGCAGGAUCCAUCACAACUGAUCUAUUUCGGCUCUCCGACUUAUUUUCAUGGCGAAGAGUUUGCACAUGGAGGCAGCGGCGUGGUCCUCUCUGGAGCCGCCCUGUCCAGAUUUGUAGAGGGCGACGGUGGAAGCACCGCCCGAUAUGAUGAUUUGCUGCAGUCCGAGACAUUCGGGGAUUAUAUCCUCAUGAAGGCUCUCCGGGUCAACGGUGUCACCCUCAGCAGCCGUUGGCCCAUGCUCCAAGGAGAGAAGCCCUCGACGAUACCCUUUGGACCCGGACCUGACAACGGCGUGAGGCACUGGUGUCAGCCGAUCCUCACCAUGCACCACAUCACUCCAGAGGAAGCGUGUGCCUUUUGGGAUUUUGAACAGAAACGAAAUUCUCCCAGUGUUCGUCACCACCUCCCCGAGUCCACGUGGGCCGUGUAA